AUGAAUUUGUAGCAAUGGGCAAGUGGAUUUAAGUGUAUGUUAGGACAUUAAUAAAAUGAAUAUAUGCUUUGUAUAUCACCAUAAUGUCCUUAAGUUCGUAGAUUGAUAUGUCGAGAUUAUUGUAUUCCAUAUUACCAUAGGAAUCAUAGAGUGAUGUAAUUGUCCUAGAUUGAAGAUUUUUUGAAUUAGUUUUUGAAUAUGAAAUAGCCUCAUUUACAUGAAUCAAUAGAAGAGAUAUUAGAGGAGAUAGAGAAUUUGAGAAUUGAAUUGAAUAAAAUAAUCGAUGGUAUAGUAGAUAAGAUAAAGAGACAUUUUGGGAGAUUUAGUUAUUAAGCUUAGAAGUAUGCAUAGGAAUUUUAAUUUGUUUAAGAGCCAGAGAGAAUUGAAUAGUUAUCAAAAGAAUUAAUAGAGAUAGCAACAUUGAAAUAAGAUUAAUUAAAAAUAAAGAUAGUUAAACCUUUAUAGUAAUUGACAGUAAGUAAUUUAUUGAAAGAGUGUAUUUAAAAGUUGAGUACUUUUGCAAUAGGAAAUAAUGAAGUAAAUUCUGUAAAGCCAGAGAAUUUAGUAGGAGCAUUCAAUAAUCAUAUUCGUUCAAUAUAAAGUGAUGGAGAGGUUUGGUGUUUAUAACCAACAAAGGGAGGGGAAUUAAUAAGUGGAGGAGAUGAUAAUAAGAUUACAAUAUGGAAUAUGAAUACUUUGGAAAAAUAAUGGGUUUCUAAGAAACAUCGAGCUAUUAUAACAUCAUUAGCUAUAACAUCUGAUUCUAAGGUUUUAGUUAUGGGAAGUUCUGAGGGGUAUAUAAAAUUUAUUGAUAUGGAGACAAAAAAAUUUAUUAAAAAGUUAAGAGGUCAUACAGAUCAUGUAAGUUCAUUACAUUUUAAUUUUUUGAAUAAUCGUUUAUUAUCUUCUGGUNAUUUAUAUGUUAGCAAUAUAUGA
This is a messenger RNA of Paramecium sonneborni, 936 nucleotides long. Lineage: Eukaryota; Ciliophora; Oligohymenophorea; Peniculida; Parameciidae. The record is from the annotation of a GenBank genome assembly.